AUGGAUUCCACCUCCUUGGAAGACCAGAAACAAAAGGCCGAAACCGGGUACCCCUCAAUGGACCGUUACCAACAAUCCCCGUACAUGUUCCCGCUCCAGCAGCCGCGGCCGCCACCACCCUCCUCGGCCUAUCCAUGUGGGUCCCACCACGGCUACCCCCACGUGUUCGUUUCCGACCAACUCCCCCAGUUCCCUUCCCAGCCCUACCCGAACACCACCGACUUCUAUUAUAACAAGCCGCUCCCCGACAUGGACACGGGCGAUGACGGUUCGUCCUCAUUCGUGCGCGUCAUGCUGCUCCUCAUGAUCGUCCUCGUGGCCAGCAUGUGCACGAUGUCCCUAGUCAUGUGGUUCCUCUUUGGGACCUACGUCCCAGAAUUCGAGGUCACCUAUCUAAAAGUGUCCAACUUCACCGUCUCGAACUCGACCCUGACUGGCACGUGGGACGUGACAAUCUCGGUCGCAAACACCAACAAGGACCGGGCGGUCCGGUUCGACCGGGUCGCGUCCUCGCUUUUCUACAAGGAGGCCUUGCUCGGGAUUUCGCCUGUGAAGCCAUUCCAGGUGAACCAGAUGCAGCGCACGGAGUUUAACUUGAGUAUACCGGCGGACGUGAAGAAUUUGGAGGAAAACAGGGUGCAAGAGUGGGUUCUCCCGACCCUGGAGCAGGAUUACAGUAAUGGGAUGGUGGAUUUCAGCCUGAGGCUGGCGCUCAACGCGAAUUUCAUGAUGCCAAACAAGGUGUACAGGCAGGCGAGCAUGAAAGUCAUGUGUGAGAAAAUGGAGGUCGUGUUCUCAGUUGAUAAUAGCGAGGGAAGGCUGUCACCAGGGAUGAUGCGUACGUGCUUGAUACAGGUUCAGUGA
Striga hermonthica is the source of this 864-nucleotide messenger RNA. The record is from the annotation of a GenBank genome assembly. NCBI's taxonomy places the organism in Eukaryota, Viridiplantae, Streptophyta, Magnoliopsida, Lamiales, Orobanchaceae.